Molecule: messenger RNA, 511 nt
Organism: Aphanomyces astaci
Lineage: Eukaryota; Oomycota; Saprolegniomycetes; Saprolegniales; Verrucalvaceae
Exons: 1
Coding region: 46-276 (76 amino acids)
Biological process (GO): spliceosomal snRNP assembly; mRNA splicing, via spliceosome
Cellular component (GO): catalytic step 2 spliceosome; U12-type spliceosomal complex; U1 snRNP
Molecular function (GO): RNA binding
Source: RefSeq, a predicted model, not a curated record
UGUUGGAACAGUGCACACUUGGACCAUUUCCAGCAGCCACCCAAGAUGAGCAAAGUCACGGGGCCCGACCUCAAGCGCUACAUGGACAAGACGCUGAGCAUCAAGCUCAAUGGCAACAGAAAGGUGUCGGGCAUCCUGCGGGGGUUUGACCAGUUCAUGAACAUCACAUUGGACGACACGAUCGAAGAAGUUUCGCAGACCGAAGCCAACAAGAUCGGGAUGGUUGUGAUCCGAGGGAACAGCAUCGUACAGUUCGAGUGUUUGGACCGCAUUUAGUACCUUGCCGCUGCUCCGCCCCUUCCGAUCUCCGACUCGACUCCAGACGAUGGUUAAGUUGGAUAUAUGAUGAUAUGCUAUUUCACGUUUAUUCUACUCUGCAACAAUUACAUCAGACACACACAUCGUCUCGUGCUGUCCUCGCCGCCACCACUACCACUUUCUCGAGCUUCGUCAGAACUGACGCAGGACCCAAUUCGCCAACUCGUCGUCCACAGGAUAGCAAUAUGGCGCC